Olea europaea var. sylvestris is the source of this 2366-nucleotide messenger RNA. RefSeq names its product calmodulin-binding receptor-like cytoplasmic kinase 3. The transcript has 9 exons. Gene Ontology annotation, biological process: protein phosphorylation. The record is from RefSeq and is a predicted model, not a curated record. Gene Ontology annotation, molecular function: protein kinase activity; ATP binding. NCBI's taxonomy places the organism in Eukaryota, Viridiplantae, Streptophyta, Magnoliopsida, Lamiales, Oleaceae. Bases 371 to 1942 code for a protein of 523 amino acids.
AUAAUCUCUUGCCUCAUAUCGACACCAUUUUUCUAUUCCAAAAAUCUGAUUCCUGGCCCGAAAUUGAAGACCAAGAAAAUGACAAUGCAACUUCUCCACUUGUCAACAAUUUUCAUGCGUUGAAUGAGGCUAAAAACGCGAAUAAAUUUUUUUAUCAGCCCAUCGUUCUGCAAAUCAUCCAACUCUCCGCGGUUGUGGAGAUUGAUGUCGCUUCAUCUAAAGCACUAUUGAACCUCAAAUGAGCAUAUCGAAUUAUUCUAGGAUAAAUUAGGCUCAAACUACAUUUCUUUGACUCAACCAUCUGGGUAGUGUAUGAGUUGCGUUGUGCUUCGUAGUUGAGGAUGACUCCAUUAUGUUUUGUCCUUGAAAGAUGCAAUAUUUUUGCUGCACUUCACUGAAAAUGGCUUUUAUUUUAUUAAGUCUACUAUUGAUGAUGCAAUCGCCGAGAAUAUCUGCAUCGGGGAUGUUGCAACAUAGGAAAGGAUGUGGAACUUUCCAUAUUAGCUACUUGGGUAAUCCUGGUCAGGAAUUGUUCUAUAUAGAUGGAAAGUUGGUUGACAAAUAUUUCUUCUGCGAGGCUCUCAGAAUAUAUCAAGCGAACCAUUGCUUCGUCACAAGAAAUACCAGAAAUCAGUAUUGUGGAUUGGAAAUUUCAUUAGAAGAGUUGCAUUUAGAGGUGGGAAGAAAACUUUUACAAAGUGUGGUUCGAGAAGGAUCUAAAAAGCACGAUUUUGAUAAAGCAUCUCCAUUGAAAGGGGAUGAAUAUGCUAACAACCCAAUAUUAAGCCCCAAAAUUUUGGCUGUGGCUGUACCAGCCUUCUUUAUUUUAUGUUGCGCCUUGCUUUGCCCAUGCUUUCAAGCAAGAAAAAGGGGACUUGAGCGUACUGUUCUGUCCAAGGAGCCGAAUUCUAUGAACUCAGUUUCAUCUUUAGAAAUGAGCUCUGUUUCUGAGAAGAUUCCUGCCAGUCCACUACGAGUUCUGCCUAGUCCUUCAAGGUUUUCCAUGUCUCCAAAACUUAAUAGGGGUGGAUCUGUUCAUCUUUCUAUGAGCCAAGUUGCCAGAGCAACACAUAAUUUCUCACAAUCACAAAUAAUAGGUAAAGGGGGUUUUGGAGCUGUCUACAAGGCCGAGCUACCAGACGGCCAGGUCGUUGCCAUUAAACGGGCCAAAAAGAAGGAACACUUUGAAGGGCUGCGGACUGAAUUUAAGAGUGAAGUUGAACUUCUGGCUAAAAUUGAUCAUCGGAAUCUAGUCAAGCUGCUUGGUUAUGUUGAUCAAGGAGAUGAGCGCCUGAUUAUUACAGAGUAUGUGCCAAAUGGUACACUUAGAGAACAUCUAGAUGGAAGGAAGGGAAAGAUACUGGAUUUCUAUCAGAGACUUGAAAUAUCCAUUGAUGUUGCUCAUGGCCUAACCUAUCUCCAUCUGUAUGCAGGGAAGCAAAUUAUCCAUAGAGAUGUUAAGUCCUCCAAUGUUCUUUUGACUGAGCGCAUGAGAGCCAAAGUUGCAGAUUUUGGGUUUGCGAGGCUAGGAGAGAUGGACUCUGAGAAAACAUAUGUUUCAACCCAAGUAAAGGGCACAGUUGGUUACCUUGAUCCGGAGUAUAUGAGGACAUAUCAACUCACAUCCAAGAGCGAUGUAUUCUCAUUUGGGGUAUUGUUAAUAGAAAUUUUAACCGGUCGUCGACCUGUGGAUUUGAAGGGACCACUCAAUGACAGGGUGACAAUUAAAUGGGCUUUCAGGAAGUAUAAUGAGGGCAAAUUUUUGGAAAUGUUAGACCCUUUAAUGAAGGAAGCAGUAGAUGAAGAAACGCUAGCGAAAAUGUUUGGUUUGGCCAUCCAAUGUGUAGCACCUACACGAACUGAUCGUCCAGACAUGAAAUCAGUCGGAGAGCAGCUCUGGGGAAUUAGAAUGGACUACUUGAAAAGCGGAAGGAGAGAUUGACAGAAUUAUUUCAUUAACAAUGGACUGAAGGCAUUUUGUGUGGACCUUUUUACACUUAGACUGGGCUGGGCUGGGCACUACAGUACAGUAUUGAGAUAGGCAUGACGAAAUUUAUGAGUUGCAACUUAUACAAUUCAGCAUAUGAAAGGUGUCCAAAACGGUGUUUCCUUUUUCCUUUUCCUAAGUUUUCUGAUUCUGCUCUUUGAGAUUGUUCGUUGGAUAAUAACCAUAUAAGUUUGGAAAAGCCUUGGUGUAUAUAAUUUACGUACAUAAGGGCGUCCACAUGCACAACCCUAUAAGUUUCUAUAUUAGAUAACAAUUUUCCUUCAUAUAAAUUUCUUUAAUUGUUGGACAGACAGAAAAAUAAACAAUUUCCAGAAUUAUCUAUUAACUCUUCCACGGUACAUUUGUCAUUUUGGAAAUA